AUCUUUUGAUUGUUUCUUGAGAAGGAGAGCACAAAUAUGUCUGCUCGCAUUGGACGAAACAUGGCAGAGUCGUGGAAUCGGUAUCUUUUACACUUCGCCAACGAUCAUUUCGACUUUAAACUUGCAGAACUAAAGUCAAUUGCUUCAGCUGUCGAUUGUCAAAUGCAGAUAGUUGAUGAAAACUAUGAUAGAGAGUGUCCUUUCCUUGAGCUGAGAUUAAAGUCAGAUGAGGAGGGCCAGCGUUUGAUGCAGAGGUCGACUCUAGGAAGAUCUUUAUUUGAAUUGAUGGCAAAAGGGCACAACAUGACAGAAUUAUGUGAGAACCUUCAGAAGCUUCCAGAAACUCAGAGAAGCUUGCCUGCUAGUGCUUCCUUCAGACUGCAGGUUGAUGGGUUUAACAAAAAACUUCCCCAGUCAACAAAGGUCGAGAAAAUUGAGAGAUUGCUUGGAACCUGUUUGAAGUUCAAUGGCCAAGUUGAUCUGAAGAAGCCAGAUCAUAGUUUUCAUUUAUUGGAGUACUAUGGACAUGAGGGGACACCACCACCAGAGCAGCCCCUCUUUCUGUACUUUGGGCGGUGGGUUGCAAAUGGACAGAGAGAGAGAAUAAGACAAUAUCAUUUACAAAAUCGACAUUUUAUUGGCAACACUAGCAUGGAUGCCGAGCUGUCGCUUAUCAUGGCCAACAUGGGUUGUGUGAGAAAGAAUGAUCUUGUCCUUGACCCAUUUGUGGGCACUGGGAGUCUUUUGGUAGCCUGCGCCCACUAUGGGGCCUAUGUCAUGGGUACAGAGAUUGAUUACCUGCUACUUCAUGCAAAAGCUCGUCCUAGUCGUCAUAAUCAGACACAGCGGCAGAAAAGUGAAAGUGUUCAAGCAAACCUGCGACAGUAUGGGCUUGAGUCCCAGUAUCUCGAUGUCCUGGUUGCUGAUGCAUCUCGGCCAGAAAUUUGGAGACAACAGCCACUGUUUGAUGCCAUUAUCACAGAUCCUCCAUAUGGAAUUCGUGAACAGACAAGAAAGAUUGGUUCAGAACAGCCUCCUGCUGCAAUUCCUGAGAGUUGCCUGAAAAACCAUCAUCCACAGAGAAUUCGCUACCAUUUAUCUGACAUCUUCAGAGAUUUGCUGGACUUUGCUGCCCGCUAUUUGAGGCUCAAUGGUCGAUUGGUGUACUGGCUUCCAGUCUUCAGACCAGAGUACUUAGAUGGCAACAUUCCACAGCAUCCCUGUCUGAAGAUAAUUGCCAACUGUGAACAGCCUCUCAAUACGACUAUCUCACGACGACUCAUAACUAUGGAGAAAAUCAUGGAGUGUGAGGAACAUUUGGCACAGUCUGCCGCCACAGUGGAUGUCGAUCAUUAUGAAGAUAUGUCAUUCCGCCAGCGCUACUUUCGACCAAACAGAACAAUACUGAAGGAACAACAAACUUUACAGCAUUCAUGAUUGGAGAGAAUGUGAGAGGGAUUAGAGAGUGUAUGUGUGUGAGAGAGCUGUGCGAGUAUAUGAGUGAGUGUGUAUGUGUGAAAUAACGUGUGUGAAGUGUGUGCAUGAGAGGAAGUGUAUGUGUUUGUGUGAGAGAAGGAAAAUGCAUGAGUGUGUGGCCAUUCGACCUGGUACCUUUAAGAAAAAAGCAACAAAAACCAAAAGUGUAUUUAAAAGAUGCCUUCCAAAUAAAGUAAUGCAUUUACAAUUG
Messenger RNA from Pomacea canaliculata, 1687 nucleotides. RefSeq names its product tRNA (guanine(10)-N2)-methyltransferase homolog. The transcript has 13 exons. Gene Ontology annotation, biological process: methylation. NCBI's taxonomy places the organism in Eukaryota, Metazoa, Mollusca, Gastropoda, Architaenioglossa, Ampullariidae. Bases 37 to 1437 code for a protein of 466 amino acids. Gene Ontology annotation, cellular component: cytoplasm. Gene Ontology annotation, molecular function: nucleic acid binding. The record is from RefSeq and is a predicted model, not a curated record.